This is a messenger RNA of Cricetulus griseus (Chinese hamster), 6359 nucleotides long. NCBI's taxonomy places the organism in Eukaryota, Metazoa, Chordata, Mammalia, Rodentia, Cricetidae. The record is from RefSeq and is a predicted model, not a curated record.
GCAGAGGCCGCUUUCCAUCCGGGUCCCUGUCCGUGCGGUGCAGCAGGUCGGUAGGCGGGAAAUGGCGACUGGCUGAAGGAGCUGGUUCUGUUGCUGCUGAGGGCUAAGCGGGAAAGACACCACCUAUUGCGCACUCGGGACCAUUGCCGGAGCCUGAGGACACUUUUCUGUCGUCACAGUGAAGGUUUACAUGUGGCACCCAUAAAAGAUGAAGCUGAGAACACGGAAGGCUUCUCAGCAACCCAGUCCAAUCCAAACACAGCGCACUGCCAGAGCAAAAAGGAAAUACUCAGAGGUUGAUGAUAGCUUGCCUUCAGGAGGAGAAAAACCAUCAAAGAAUGAAACUGGCUUAUUGUCUUCAAUUAAAAAAUUCAUUAAAGGAAGCACACCCAAGGAAGAGAGAGAAAUUCCUUCAAAACGGAGUAGAAUUGAACGUGAUAUAGAUAAUAAUUUGAUUACAUCAACACCAAGAGCUGGAGAAAAGCCUAACAAACAGUUGUCUCGAGUAAGACGGAAAAGUCCAGUCAAUGGAGAAGCUGGUGGUUAUGAAAUGACAAAUCAACAUAUAAAACAAAAUGGGAAAUUAGAAGAUAAUCCUUCCUCAGGUAGUCCCCCAAGGACUACAUUGCUGGGGACCAUAUUUUCUCCUGUCUUCAACUUUUUUUCACCAGCAAAUAAAAAUGGAACGUCAGGCUCAGAUUCCCCAGGACAGGCUGUGGAAGCUGAAGAGAUAGUGAAGCAGCUUGACAUGGAACAGGUGGAUGAAAUAACUACCAGCACUACGUCAGCUAAUGGAGCAGCUUACUCAAAUCAAGCAGUUCAAGUGAGGCCAUCGAUUAAUAAUGGCUUAGAAGAAGCAGAAGAAACAGUUACCCGUGAUAUCCCACCUCUUACAGCACCAGUAACUCCAGAGAGUGGUUACUCUUCAGCCCAUGCAGAGGCCACCUAUGAGGAAGACUGGGAAGUAUUUGACCCCUAUUAUUUCAUCAAGCAUGUUCCACCACUGACAGAAGAACAGCUAAAUAGGAAACCUGCUCUUCCUUUGAAAACAAGAAGCACACCAGAGUUCUCCCUGGUCUUAGAUCUGGACGAAACACUAGUGCAUUGUAGUCUGAAUGAGCUAGAAGAUGCAGCACUUACUUUUCCAGUCCUUUUCCAGGAUGUCAUUUAUCAGGUUUAUGUGAGAUUAAGACCAUUCUUCAGGGAAUUCCUUGAACGAAUGUCUCAGAUGUAUGAGAUCAUUCUUUUUACUGCUUCUAAGAAGGUGUAUGCAGACAAGUUACUGAACAUACUAGACCCUAAAAAGCAACUGGUCAGGCACCGGCUUUUCCGAGAACAUUGUGUUUGUGUACAAGGAAACUAUAUAAAGGACUUAAAUAUCCUUGGAAGAGAUCUUUCCAAAACUAUAAUAAUUGACAACUCACCACAAGCCUUUGCCUAUCAGCUUUCUAAUGGAAUCCCUAUAGAAAGCUGGUUUAUGGAUAAAAAUGACAAUGAACUCCUAAAAUUGAUUCCAUUUCUGGAGAAGCUUGUAGAACUGAAUGAAGAUGUCCGGCCUCACAUCAGAGACAGAUUUCGCUUGCAUGAUUUGCUGCCCCCAGAUUAAGUUCAGAGACUUGUCAGAUCACUGAGGGGGGAGAGAAUGCAGGACCCUUUGGACUAAGACAAAAACAUUGCCAUUACUGUUGAAAUUUUGCAUUUUUGUACCCCGUCUUGCUUUUCUUAUCUUUGGUGCCCAAUAAUAAUGAAGGGUUACAGAAAGAGACUAUCUCAGAUUGAACACACACAGUGGGUAGGCUAAAACAGAAGCGUCUGUAGAACUAGUACAACUCCAGUGAACUUUUUAUGUCCAGGACAUCUGCAGUUUAUAAAGAAUUCUGUUUCUGCCACCAGCAGUUUGACCUGUAGUACACAGGAUUUUAUGAUAAUAACAGAGUUGAAAGUGGACUUCCAUUUUCUCUCUGUUUGGUGCUCUCAGUGGGUUUGUAGCCACUUUUCUGUUACUUUACUAUUCUCAUUUCAACAGGAAUGGCCAGUAAAAGUUGUUUUAUUUUUCCUGUUAAGGUUUAUAACCUUUUUACAUUUCUGACCUGUAUUAGAUUAGAAUCUCAUGAUGCAUUCCUUUUAGUUGAGGCGCUUCAUAGUUUUCUGGAAAUAGUCAAUUUUUAGGUUUUUUUUUUUUUAAUUAUACAUUUGAAUGGCCGUUUUCCUGCUUUGUCUGCCUGCAUAUUGUAUAUUUGUUUAAAAAUAUUCCCUACUUUUAGUCCAUGUAAGUUUCAUUUUAAAAAAACAUGCAUUUAUAUUUUCUGUAAUAUUCUACUGUAGGUGAAAUCUUCAAAAAUCAAGAGACUGGGUAGGUAAGAAUAUAUGAAUGACUAAUAUUCAAACAAUUUGAACCAUUGUGAUGACAUGUAUUCCAGAUGGUAAUAUCUUGCAAUGGCACACAUUUAAUGGAAAAAGGUAUACCUCAGACUUCACUGUGCUCAUUAACCUUUGAGGAGAACGAGUUCAGUCUCCUGUUGGGCUUGAUUCAGUUACUGCUGCCUUUGGUUUUCUCCAGGAAUGAAGUAUUCAGCACAGUGACUCAGUAUUUACUUUGCAUGGGCUGGUAGUACCUCUGUUAUGCUCUCGGUUACAAUCAGUUUAAAACUCUGUGUAACAGUCUUGGUACCUAACAGUGGCUAUGCAUAAUCCUGUGGCACAGUACACUCCCGGCCACCAGUGCAGUUAAUAUGCUCAUAGUGGUUUUCUAUGCUAUAUGAAAAUAGUCGUCACGCCUUGGUUCUCUAAUGCAGCUACCACAAGAGGUUGAUAUUUUUAUAGUGGCGUGUAAUCUCCUUUUCAGGGGGCUUUUUAUGGAAGGUAGAAUUUGUAAGAGUUAGUAUGCUUUGCCUCUCAACUGCAUUAACAUGCCGCAGGCUCAGACUGUUUUUGUGUAAAGGAUGUCAAAGAACGGCACUUUUUCUAAAGAGAAGUUUGAUAUUUUGUAUGCUUGUUAAGAAAGUACAGUAUUGGAAAUUAAAGGUGGACAACUGAUAAUUGAGGAGUAUGUCAGUUAAUUUUUUAUGUAUAUUACUUGUUUACUUGUACAACUUAUUGUACAAAUUACAUGCAGCUUCAUUUUCAAAUGAAUCCUUAAAAUAAGGAAAUCUUUUUAGGAAAACAUUUAAUUUUUGUAUUUUUGAUUUUAAAGGCGCAUGAGUUGUCAGUUUUCAGUGUAUUAAUGAAGAUUUUAACUUUUCAUCAGGUUGAGUGUUUUCUUACUAUAUUAUCUGUUGUGUAUGUAGUUAGCAUAUUGUGUCACUGAACUGUUUAAAAAUCUAGCAUGUAGAGCAAGCUUGUUUUGUGGAAAAUCCUUAUUCAUUAAAAAAUAAUCAUGGCAGAUUUUCUGCAAAAAAAAAAAGCAAAAGCAUUUGCAAUUCAGAAUACUGAUUUUUUUUAUUAUUUUAAGAAAAGGUAUUUUGCUUGCAGGAACAAUACUACAGAUUCAUUUUAAUGAGAAUCUUUGAAAUGUAUUUAUCUUUAGGGCACCUGGGCAUCUUUAUGCUGUUUGUCUUAUAUCUUUCUUGAAAUAAAAUGUACAUACGUUACCUUUACACAUGCUCUUGCUCAAAAUUGUGAACCUAGUUAAUUUCUUCCGGACCCCAUCAUUUUUAUGCUUACAUAGCAAACCCCAAACCUAUACAAGAUCUGAAUUUUUGACAUGCAUAAUAGUUCAAAGUUUUCCUAAUUAAGUGAAUUCAGUCUCAAAGCCCUUCCCACAACUCUUAAGAAAAAAUGUAAACACUUGUACCAUUGUGCCUGUGGGCACUUUAAUAAUAAAAAGUAGGCCCAUUCAAGGAGAGCUUUAAGUCAGCUGAGUUAAGAACGACAAACUUCUGUAGAGAAAAAAAAUACAUUGUGGGAAAGUUUAUAUGACCUAAGAGUUGAGACCACACUAAUAUAUUAUUUUUCCAUUACUUUAUUUGGGUAAUUCUAAAGUUUUUAAUACAAAGUUUAAACUAUAAAGAAACAAUUUAGCCAGUGACUUCCCAUCUCAUUAAAUUGUUUUCCAAUCCUAUCUUUUUUGUUGUUGUUGUUGGUAGCUGUAGAACACUUCCAUUUAGUUAUUUGGAGGUGUGUAGUUUUUGAAUUGAGAUGUGCCCAGCCUGUCAGUGCACACAGCAAACAUGACUGUAGUAAAUGCAGGGCCAUGGAUCCAUGAGGCACAGCAAGCUACCUGUGUACAAUUACAACUCUUAAGGACCUAUUAAAAUUGUGCUAUUUCCAGUAUGAAUGUUUGACUUUUAAGAAAUUCUUUUGAAUAUUUGUAUCAUUGUUAGAGGAUGUUUUAAUUGGUUGUAUUUUUUAGUCCCAUGUAAUAUAUGUAGUCCUGACCAGAUUUACUACAUUUUUCUCUGGGUCCUUAAAGAGAAUCGAUGACAAUUCGUAACCAGAAAUUGUUUUAUAUUUGCUAGUAUGUAUAUUUAUUUAUCCAAUGGCUUUAUUUGUUUCCCAAAAUUAUAUUGGGACUUGUUGAAAGCAUUGUGUGACUUCUAUAAAUGGCUAUUUUCUUGUAACUGUCAGUGAUAUGGAUGUGUACAUUGUUUUAUAUAUACAUAUAUAUAUAUAUAUAUACAUAUAUAUAUUUCUGGGGGUAAUUUCUUUUUAGGGUCGACAGUGUUUUUUUGUUUUGUUUUUUUAAGUUACCUUUUGCCAAUGACUUUUUCUGCUAGCUUUUACUUUCAUUCAGCUUUCUAACGGAGUUCAUUCUUAUUGUGUUGUCAACUUGCCUGUAAGAGAGACUUCAUCUCAUCAGUGAAGGAGGUGUUUCGUUAUUCCCACGAGUCUUACAGCAAGCACAGAUUCUUCAUAAGGAUCAGAUCUCUUCCACGUCUGUGUCAGUCACAUAAAGGACACUGAAGCCUUCAUUUCUUUGUACUGAUAUGAUGGUGUUAUACACUACAUCACUAGCUAGUUAAGGUUUUGUGACCUGACUUCUUCGUCUUCCUAGGUAUUUAUUUGUUACCUCUUUAAAUCUUGUAUGUCUAAAUUAACUUAGAAUAGUUACCCACCGAAUAACUAUGCCAAGAACUAGGAAAGAAUGUUUAUUUUAUUUCCCCUUAUAGGGGAAGAGUGGACUGGGAACAAAAAUGUAAGGCCAGGAGGCCUUAGGUUGUCAUUCAUUCACUUUCUUAUUCCUCUCAUGGGCUGUAUUGGAUUUUUAUUUUUUUCCAGUGCUAAUGUAUUUGAUUAUACCAUUGCUUUUUAUGUCUUCCCUUGAGUUGAAAGCCUGCUAGGAAUUUGUAUAAAAUAUCUUUAAAAGUUUUCAGAGUUAGAAACACAAAACUCAGUAGUACCUUACAUUCAAAUGCUACUUAAAUUAUUGAAAUCCAAGUCACACUACUAGGAUGAAUUUUCAUAAAAUGUUUCUCUGUUAUCUUGAAUUGGAAUUCCAUUGUAAAUCAGUUUAGUCUGCAAACAUGUUUUGAGAUCUUUUACAAAAGGAUUUAAGAGAACAAGUUUAUUCUAGUUUAUGGCUUAAUAUUAUUAUUUUAAGAUACAUUGUGAUUCCCAAACCUGCCUGUUCAUCAGAAUCACUCUGAGGAGCUUUUAAACUACAGACUCCUAAAGCCUACUCCUGGGAACUGUUUCCUUGUGUCUGGAGCCCUUGUAUAUGGGAGUUCUGUUUUUAAAGUUCUCCCAGUGAUUUGCAUAGGCAACUUUGGGAUAUCCCUGUUCUAAAUAGUGGUUUGAGGAUAGGUUACAAAAGUUCACCAGGCAUCUCUCUGUGGUAGUUUUUUAAUUUUUUUCUUUCUUUCCCUUUCUUCCUUUUCCUUUUCUUUCUUCCUUUUUUUUUUUUUUUUUUUAUGCUGGGACCAGAUUUCACAGAACUUAUUCAAGCUACAAGGAGGAAUAAUGAAGAUUGAGGCUACUGCUCAUUAUCAUUUUUGUCAUUCAUACUUUUUAAAGAGUUUGCAUUUAUAGAACUCUGAAUAGCUGACCAUUUACAUACCUGAAGGACAUGUCCCUGAAUGAGACCAUUAUAUAUAUUAACUAAAAUAUUUCACUAUUUUUUUAUUUUAUAAAUCUUUGUAGAAAUGAGCAAUGAAAUGCUACUUUCAUCUUUUGAAAUGGGAUUUUUCAAGGUAGUGUCCUUUUGGCAUUAAGGUAGGGGGGAGUUAAUAUUCUCUCUACUUAUUUCCACAUGAAUCAAUAUGAAGUCGUGGACAUUUAAAAAUCUCAAUUUAAUUUCUACUUAUUUACUAUGCAGUAUAGCCGUGAACAAGUAAUGUAGAUUUAGUUUCUCAUCUUCAAAUGCCCUGAUCACCCUACCUCACAGGGUUGUUGUGAGGAUAAAUAAAACUUUUAUGGAAGUA